CUCCGCCGUACGAGGAUUUCGCAAAAAUCAAUAAACAAACCAGUUAUUCUGUUCUGCGCUCUACUUAUUACAAAUUUCGGUGUAUAAUAAAUUAAAAUGUUGUUAAAAAGAAAUUUGUUAGAAUGUGUGACUCUUUUUUCGUGUGGCGUGUGUGUUCUUUGCAUAUUUCUUAACUGCGUGACGAACAUAUCCCCAGUAACCGGGAUAUGGUUUCCUUUGUACGUUAUUUUGGUGUUUAUCCUCUCAAUAUCGUUUAGUUUUAAGUUCAUCCAGUGGUUAUUGCAUAUGAAUAAGCCUAUUAAAUAUGACUUGGAAGGUUUAUUUAAGGAUUAUCCCCAGUUUAUAUUUCUAAAACGAUUUUUACCGCAAGUCAAAAAGAGGGUUAGAUCUCCUGAUUUUGAAGAAGGGAAGGAAUAUGACACGAAUGAGUUGAGCGUUAUUUCGACUGUGCUGCAGAAGAAGUUAGUGUCAUCAUGGUAUGAGCCGUAUAUUUCACAAGAAAUUGGAUUUCCAUUUGCCUGCAAGCAUUUGCUAGAUCAAAUGAUUGAAAAAACUUUCAAGAUCUGCAAUAAAAUUGAAACCAAAGAAGUAUUUAUAGACACCUGCUCAAUAUUAACUAGCCACUUAAGAGAAUACAGAAAAACUCUGAAAAGACAUGAAAAAUCACCGACAAGCUCUUUAGAGUCCCUUUACAAGAAAGCUCACCCGAUAUUUGAAAAGAAACUAGAGUCGGGUGAACACUGCACGAAUAUUCUAAGGAUUAUAUUAAAAGAUCUUGUUCCUUGGGAGCUUUGGGACACACCGCAUUCUGAAUUACUAGUCCGAAUCUUGUCUAAAAAGCUUGAUGCAUUUAUUGAUGGUACUCUAGCAGAUCCUGUUUGGAUCAAUGAUAAGUUGUUGAAUAUCAUAGAUAAAGCAGAGAUUGAAGAUGUGGUUGAAAAAGUGGAAGAGCCAGAAGUGGUUGAGAAGGAAAGUGAGAUGAUGAUUGAGUCAGUGUUGUCUACAAUUGCGACUAAUAGUGCAGCACCUAUUUUACAGAGAGAUAUUACUGAAGACAGCACACCAUUCGUCCCAGACACAGAAGCGGUGAUAGAAGGUGCUGCGAUGCUGCCCGCAGCAGACGCGCCGGUGCUGCGGCAGCGCCGCGGCCGCCAGCGCGAGGUCAAGAUCUAUGACCGUAUUGUUGAAGGCAGCGUAAAAACCUGGGACACGAGCAUGGACCUACAAUGCAUCAGCAUGGGCCAAGACCUACUAGCGAGCUUGGACGGCGGCGUGGUAGGCCGCCUAUGGCCAGACCCCGAGCCGGUGGACCGUAGUCCGCCCGACGCCACUAGCACGGAACUGCCCCUUUGGUUUGGCGAAGAAGAAACCCUAGAACUAGACCCCGACAGCCCACCAAAAGACAGCCCAGUUAAGAAGGAGCACAGUCCGAAGCCCGUGGAGCUGCUGAAGGAGUUGCAGCACUCGGCCAAGACCAAGAUAGGAGGCCUACAGGUCCCCAUACCUUCACUAGAUGUCCGGCCCAAUGACGAGGCCGCGGGCAUGAUGGAGGGGCUGCUGGACUUCGGGAUCGCGGGGCUGAAGAAAGGACUUCGGUUCACGGGCCUGAGUGACGAUUCGCAGGACAAGUCACCAUCACAUCUGAAGGACAGGAGCGAGCGGAAUUCGCCAACAGAGAGCAGAAAGCUGGUACAGAGGGAAACUGUCAUGUCGUCCGUCGUACAAAGAGAAGACAACGGAGCAAACGCGGUUCACUCUCUUGUAAAGCAGCAUCGUGUGGUGUCGCAAGACAGCGUGCCAUCAGCGCCGAAGCCGAUUCCCCACGCCCCCGUGCCGCUGCCGCCGGAGUCCCCGGAGUCCCCGGAGCCCGAGUACGAGGAGGCGGCCGACCUGUCCGCCAGCAUCGCCAAGCUGCGCUCGCUGCUGCAGCGGCAGGGCAGCCCCGAGAACAACGGCUCAGGACAGAGCGGCGACGAGGUGGUGUGGGAGGGCGCGGAGGAGACGCGCGGGCGCACGCAGCGCCACCACUGCUCGCGGCCCGUCGACACCGCCACCCUCGCCGACGAAUACGAUAUGCAGACUGAUAGGAGCUCGUCGCCGACGCCUUCCAACAGGCUAGAUAAACUGUUCCAACGAACGGUGACGGGCGUGUUUAACUCGAUAAAAACUGCAGUCGGCGCAGAAGGAGACGAAACAUUACCUCAACAGCCUCUACAAGAGUGGACUUAUGUCUGCACCUCUGUCGAACUCAGCGUGGGAGGGGCAGUGGCGCGGCUAGUAGGGUCGCGACGCGCGUACUCGCACGUGGACGCGGCGCUCGACUCGCUCGAGCAACUAGCACUACCGCCCAAGGACCACCACUUAGUGCCCGAGGACUUCGAGGAGUGGUGCGUGGUGUACGGCGGCGGCAUGGCGCUGGCGCAGCUGGCGAGCGCGGCCGGGCUCGGCAGCAGCCACGCGGCGCACCGCCUCGCCACGCUGCUGCUCGCGGAUGUAGCAGAGUCUCUCAUCGACGCGUGGUUAGAAGAACUCGCGUCGUGGUUGAGAAAACAAGUGUUCGUGGUGUUUGAGAAGAUGGCCGACGAGGACAAUGACCUCCCGCGGGUACAUCUCAGGCCUUACAACCUUGAUCAUACAUGUCAGGUCGUCAUGUCGAAAAUACCAGUUCUAGGCUCCAUAUUCGGCGAAGAGGCCCUGUCUGACUGCGUCAAGCUCUCCAUAUCGAGUUUCGGCCACAAGGAGCUGAACAAAGACGUGAUGUUCCGCGUGUUGGACCUCGUCGCGGUGCAUUUCAAGAAGUCUGCCGGCCUUAGGAACCCUUCUUUUGAUGCCAAUUGAAUUUAGUGAACAAAGAUAUAUUAAGCUUAGAAUAAAUUUAAAAGUGGAAAAACCUCACGUUUUCCUUAACCGAAAAGUGACUGGUAAAUAUCAAAUGAUAUUUCGUACAUAAGUUUUGAAAUUUUUUGCCACUGAAAUUUGAACCUAUAGUGUAGAAAAUAGCGUUGAUUUUGCGUUGUUUGAAAAUUGAUCAAAACAGCAAAAGCGACAUCCAAUUGAAUAUGAUUUAAAUUUCAGCGAACUGAAGAUGUACUAUAGGUAGGACCUUGGGCCUUAGGAGGAUAUAUACUGCAGGGUACCCGUUAUCGGCUACUACCUAGGAAGAUAUAACCAAACGGAGUAGCCCACGAGUAGCCAUUAUCAGGCGUUCCCCUCUGUUGAAAAUAGUCGGCCAAUGGUCAUACACAAUGUAUGGACUGACGUUUAUCUGACGUGGCUAUUUUGACGUUACGUAUACAUUUGACGUUCCCCUCCCCGCAAAAAUUGGCAGACUUUUUGUACAGCAAAUUACAGACAAGGCGUCUCCGUUGGUUAUAUCCUCCUAGGCUACUAGCGAUAUAGAGGACUACGAUCUUAGCUUAGCAGUGAAUGAGUUAAUGCAUUCUUCACUACCGACGCGAGUUACGCGCUGCACUUGCAGACGAUAACGUGUUUUUCCGCUUUGUAGCGUAAAGCACAGAAAACCCGCCUAGCGGGUCACUGGCAGUGAAUGUGUUAAAGGAGAAGAAAGCACUUGAUCUGAAUCGAUCUACUUAUUUUUGUAUUCUUUAGUAGUCUUGUUAUUUUUGUAGUUUGUGAAAUUAACAGAAAAUUAUUUAUAUUAAUUAUUUAAAAGGACGUUUUUCAAGAUCUGGCACAAAAUUAGGCUAUUUUUAUCUUAUUUUACUGUUUUCUACAAAAAAACAAAAAUUGUUACUUGUAAAUAAACAUAUUUAAAUUUGGAUCUCAUAUUUAUAUGAAACUAUUCCGAACUAAUUGAUUAAAUGU
Messenger RNA from Cydia strobilella, 3825 nucleotides. RefSeq lists its product as uncharacterized. The record is from RefSeq and is a predicted model, not a curated record. Lineage: Eukaryota; Metazoa; Arthropoda; Insecta; Lepidoptera; Tortricidae. The coding region runs from base 97 to 2838 and encodes 913 amino acids. The transcript has 16 exons.